This is a messenger RNA of Bombina bombina (fire-bellied toad), 2101 nucleotides long. RefSeq names its product nucleoporin 35 (gene NUP35). Gene Ontology annotation, molecular function: single-stranded DNA binding; structural constituent of nuclear pore; phospholipid binding. The record is from RefSeq and is a predicted model, not a curated record. Gene Ontology annotation, biological process: regulation of DNA-templated transcription; nuclear pore organization; NLS-bearing protein import into nucleus. NCBI's taxonomy places the organism in Eukaryota, Metazoa, Chordata, Amphibia, Anura, Bombinatoridae. Gene Ontology annotation, cellular component: nuclear membrane; nuclear pore central transport channel; nuclear pore nuclear basket. Bases 124 to 1086 code for a protein of 320 amino acids. The transcript has 9 exons.
GAUCCUGACUUCCCGGUGUUCUGUCCUGUCAGCCAAUUGGCGCUUAGGCACAGCUGAUUUAGCCUUCCAUUUCGGGGCAAUUUGAAUUUGUUAUUUUCAGGCUUAUUCGUUGGUGUCGGCAAUAUGAUGUCAGCUUUUUCCACCGAGCCAUUGGGUGCUGAACCAAUGACCCUAGGUUCUCCAACUUCUCCAAAACCUGGUGCCGGUGCUCAGUUUCUUCCUGGUUUCUUAAUGGGAGAUAUGCCAACGCCUGUCACGCCACAAGCCCGUCCAUCAGUGGGGAUAAUGGAAAUUCGUUCUCCUGUGUUAUCUGGUGGAUCCCCUCCUCACCCUGUAGUUCCCAGUCACAAGGAUAAGAGUGGUGCUCCUCCUGUUAGAAGUAUUUAUGAUGAUAUUCUGAGUCCAGGUCUUGGUUCGACCCCUUUAAAUGCAAGAAAACCGGUCCCUCUUACAGCCAUGCAUACGCCUAUGUCAGGGGCUAUGCCAUCAACUCCAAUGGCAGCAUCAAGUGUGUUCAGCCCAGCUACUAUUGGCCAAAGCAGAAAAUCCACACUUUCUCCAGCCCAGUUGGACCCCUUUUAUACACAAGGAGAUGCAUUAACUUCAGACGAUCAGCUUGAUGAUUCAUGGGUGACUUUAUUUGGGUUCCCUCAAGCCUCUGCUUCUUAUAUUUUACUCCAGUUUUCCCAAUAUGGAAAUAUAAUAAAGCAUGUGAUGUCAAACACUGGAAACUGGAUGCACAUUCAAUAUCAGUCUAAAUUACAAGCUAGGAAGGCGUUAAGUAAAGAUGGAAGGAUCUUUGGUGAAUGCAUAAUGAUUGGAGUGAAACCAUGCAUUGAUAAGAGCAUAAUGGAAAGCAAUGACAAAGCAGCUGUAACUUCUGUAUCGUCUGUGUUCACACCACCAGUUAAAACCAUAGGAACUCCUACACAGCUUGCUGGUACACCCAGGGCUACCAACAUGCGACCUCUUGCUGCAACUUAUAAAUCACCAACUAGUGAAUACCAGGUUGUAGCAGAUAAACAGACUCCUCGAAAGGAUGAGGGUAUUGUUUCAAAAGCAAUGGAAUACAUGUUUGGAUGGUAGCAGGCUGAUUGUUAGUCGAUUAAAUAUAAUGAAUUGUCAAGUCGUACAAGUCUGCCAUAUUUUUGGUUAGUUUUAUAACCAUAAAUGGCCAAUAUCUAAUUACAGAUCAUGUACCAGCUGAUUGAUGUGACUUAAAAAGUAAGGACAGUUUCUGACAAGUUUUUAAAAGGUGUUUUUUGUUUUUUCUCCUUUCUCAAAAAGCUACAAUUUAUUUUUUCUUAUUACUUGGAGAAUAAAUAUAAUUCACAAUGCCUUAAUUUGAACAGGUCAUAAUCACCUCUGGUGAAUAAUCAAAAUGAUCCAUAUUUACACAAAAACGUUUCCUGAUGAGAUAUGGGCAAUAUGACAUUUUGUUCUCUAGCAUCCUUUUUCUAUGUGUAAUAAUGUGCUGCUCCUUAAACCUAAAACGUUGUUUUCCGGUUUGUGUUUUUUUUGUGUUUAAAGAGUACUGUCAAUUCAAAUUACUUCUUAGUUUUAAAGUUUUGUAAAGUGUAUGUCUGCCAAUUUGUGAAAUGUUCAACUGACGUGCAUUUUUUUACUGUUUUUAUGCUCGUUUCAAAUAAACAUUAUACAUUUUGUUAUCAUGACAGUCAAGCUUCCGUAUAAAAAUGUCUUCUAUCUUUAGCCGUUGCCAUUUGCUCACUUUUUUUUGCAUUUUAUACCUUCUGUAGCUAUGUUGUUAGUAAGAGGUGAUUAAAUAAUUAACUAUUAAGUGCUAUCUAGUAGCACAACAUGAAAACAUUUUGUUCUAUAUAUGAUAGAAAUGAUAUUGCUGCUAAAAGUGUGAAUAUGUACAACUGUAUGUUAAAUUUGCCUUCACUUGAUCAUUGGUGUUGCCAAAAAUACACUAAUGUAUCACAUAUGUUGGAAACCAUCUUUGCAUCAUCCUCAGAAGACUGAGAACCUUUAAUUAAACUUGUUAUUGUAGCUGUUUAAUCUUUUAGGUAUGUAACUGGCUCCCUCGCCAAACAAAAAAGCAUAUUGCAAUAAAUACACUUAGAAAAACUUAAUGAAA